Apiotrichum porosum is the source of this 471-nucleotide messenger RNA. RefSeq lists its product as uncharacterized. Bases 1 to 471 code for a protein of 156 amino acids. The transcript has a single exon. The record is from RefSeq and is a predicted model, not a curated record. NCBI's taxonomy places the organism in Eukaryota, Fungi, Basidiomycota, Tremellomycetes, Trichosporonales, Trichosporonaceae.
AUGUCGGGCACGACCACGCCGCAGCCAUGCUCAUCGUCACAGUCGUCGUCGUCGCCCUCGUCGUCGCCCUCGCGACGCCGCUGGUGCAUAAAGCUCAAGCUGCCAAACAGGGACCGCACCCUCGUCGACAGUGUACGCCGGUGGCCCUGCUUGCGUCCCAGUGCGUGGGUGGAGGCAGAGGCCGCAGAGGCGGAACCCCCAGACGCGACCGUACUCGAGGCACCACUCGUUGCGGCGCUCGUGGUGGUGGCUUCGGGCCCGUGCGCCACUGCCAUUCCCAACCCCAACCCGAGCCCCAGGCCCACGCCCGCGCCCGCGCCGCCCAACCCCGCCGCCGGACUCGAGCUGCGGCUCGCCCCCGCGCGUGCACGGCCCCCUUCGUCGGCCGCUAGUGGCGCGCACGAGGGUGUCGAUACGGGCGGCGGCGGCGUGUACGGCGUGUACGGUGUGUACGGUGUGUACGGCGUGUAG